GAAUUGAAACCAUCUCUUUUGCUCUUAACUAUGUGAUUCCCUCUACCUCCAUCACCCUUCCCUCCUCUUUGCCUAGAUAUCAUCCAUUCAUCUUUCAGGCUUCAGCCUAAGUGUCAUCUUCCUAACUCCCCAGGAUACCUCUGCUGUGGGCCAGCAUGACUCUCCCUGUAAGACUCGCCAGCCUGCAUUCAUUGAGGUUGGGAGAGCCGGUGGUGACUGCAGGAGUGGAGCCUAUGCGCAGGUGCCCAGCAUGGAUGGCUACACGGUCCUGAGAGUGAUCGGGGAGGGCUCCUUUGGCAGAGCCCUUUUGGUUCAGCAGGAGAGCAGUAAUCGGAUGUUUGCUAUGAAAGAAAUAAGGCUUCCCAAGUCUUUCUCUGACACACAGAAUUCUAGGAAGGAGGCUGUUCUGUUAGCCAAAAUGAAACACCCCAAUAUUGUUGCCUUUAAGGAAUCAUUUGAAGCCGAAGGACAUCUGUAUAUUGUGAUGGAAUAUUGUGAUGGAGGGGACCUGAUGCAGAAGAUUAAACAUCAGAAAGGAAAGCUGUUUCCUGAAGAUGUGAUACUUAAUUGGUUUACACAAAUGUGCCUUGGAGUAAAUCACAUUCACAAGAAACGUGUCUUACACAGAGAUAUCAAGUCCAAGAAUGUCUUCCUCACCCAAAAUGGAAAAGUAAAGCUGGGUGAUUUUGGAUCUGCCCGCCUUCUCUCCAGUCCCAUGGCGUUUGCUUGUACAUAUGUGGGAACGCCUUAUUAUGUGCCCCCGGAAAUUUGGGAAAACACGCCUUAUAACAAUAAAAGCGAUAUCUGGUCCUUGGGAUGCAUUCUCUAUGAGCUCUGUACCCUGAAGCAUCCAUUUCAGGCAAAUAGUUGGAAAAGUCUUAUCCUCAAAAUAUGUCAGGGGUCCAUGAGCCCACUGCCAUCCCGUUAUUCCUAUGAACUUCAGCAUCUGAUCAAGCAGAUGUUUAAAAAGAAUCCCUCACAUCGCCCUUCAGCUACAACACUUCUCUCCAGAGGCUCUUUAGCCCGGCUCAUCCAGAAGUGCUUACCCCCAGAGAUCAUCACAGAAUAUGGUGAACAGGUAUUAGAAGAAACUAAAAAAUCUCUGCAUAGUACACCAAGAAAAAGGGCAGACCCCAGUAGAAUCGGGAUAGCUUUGGAAAAUGAAGCAAGCACAGUGCAAAGGGAAGAACAAGGUGGAAAGUAUAGCCACACUGACUUAGAAAGCAUUAAUAAAAAUGCAGUUGAAAGUGCAUUAAGGAGAGUAAGCAGAGAAGAGAAAGCCAGUUCAGCAGGUCGUCUCAGGCGACAGUGGGAGAAAAAUGUAUCCAGUACAGCUCUUACAGCUUUGGAAAAUGCAUCCUUACUCACCUCCAGUAUAACGGCAGAGGACAAUAGAGGUGGUUCUGUAAUAAAGUACACUGAAAAUAAUACCCGUAAGCAGUGGCUCAGAGAGACUCCUGAGACCUUAUUGAACAUCCUUAAGAAUGCUGACCUCAGCUUGGCCUUUCAAACAUACACAAUAUAUAGACCAGGUGCAGAAGGGUUCUUGAAAGGCCCCCUGUCUGAGGAAACGGAAGCAUCAGACGAUGUUGACGGAGGUCACGAUUCUGUCAUUUUGGAUCCAGAGAGACUUGAACCUGGACUGGAUGAGGAGGAUACGGACUUUGAGGAAGAUGACAGCUCUGACUGGGUAUCAGAACUGAAGCAGCGAGCUGGCUGGCAAGGAGUGUCUGAUGGAUAACGCCUAAGGAAAUGUUCCUUAGUCACACUGAGGGGAUGUUUAACAUGAGGAAUUGAUAUUUGGAUAAUAAUUAGCUUGUGGGAUAUAUAAUUUCCUUUGGAAGCAGAAUGCAGAGAGGGAAGCUGUGAAUAUUUAACAUUAUUCCUGGUCCGUAUAAUAAGGUAUAAAAAAUUUAGAAUCCCUAUGAGUUUUUGAAUUCAAAGGAAAAGGCAUAGCAGGAUGGGUACGAGGUUUGGGCUUUGCAGUCAGAACAGAAAUUGAAUGCUACUGCCUGCUGCUUAUGUGAUUGUGGGAAAUUACCUAACCUCUUUGAGCCCGAAUCUCCUCAGCUACAAAAUGAGGAUAACAGUGCCUACCUUACAGGGAUGCUGAGCUUAAACCAUUACGGCAGCCCAUGAUGCUGUUAUUUGCAUUGUUAUGAUUUAUGCUUAUUCCUUUGUAGUUCUUUUUAUAUCUCCUAAAGGUCUGAGGAUCUAAAUAUAUUUAAUUAUAACAUAAUAA
This is a messenger RNA of Hippopotamus amphibius kiboko, 2242 nucleotides long. It is a transcript of the gene NEK3, whose product is annotated as NIMA related kinase 3. The coding region runs from base 251 to 1741 and encodes 496 amino acids. Gene Ontology annotation, molecular function: protein kinase activity; ATP binding. Lineage: Eukaryota; Metazoa; Chordata; Mammalia; Artiodactyla; Hippopotamidae. Gene Ontology annotation, biological process: protein phosphorylation. The transcript has 16 exons. The record is from RefSeq and is a predicted model, not a curated record.